Corapipo altera (White-ruffed manakin) is the source of this 421-nucleotide messenger RNA. Its product is annotated as maestro heat-like repeat-containing protein family member 1. The annotation marks the transcript as partial. NCBI's taxonomy places the organism in Eukaryota, Metazoa, Chordata, Aves, Passeriformes, Pipridae. The record is from RefSeq and is a predicted model, not a curated record. Gene Ontology annotation, cellular component: cytoplasm. The transcript has 3 exons.
GUUUCGCCCGGGAUCACAGGGAUGAGAUGGUGGAGGGGCUGAAGGCGCUGAAGAAAGGGCUGGAGGAGCCCGACUUCACCGUCCUCUUCCACGCCUGCACCAGCAUCGCCAUGGUGAUUGGGAAGCGGAUCCCUCCGGAUCAGCUCAUGAACCUGCUGCUGUCCCUGUUUGAGGGGCUGGGGGAUCCCGACAGGAAUUGCUCCCGCGCCGCCACCGUCAUCAUCAACUGCCUGCUCAAGGAACGGGGAGGGGUCCUGCAGGAGAAGAUCCCGGACAUCGUGAGCAUCAUCCACGGGAAGCUGGAGGAGGUGGACGAGGAGCACCUUCGGAAGGCGGCCCAGCAGACCGUGUACAUCCUGGCGGCCCAGCAUUCCAGCCUCGUGGUCUCCAGCCUCCUGGGCAGCUCCCUGCCCUUCGACAG